AUGGCCGCUGUCAAUGACCCUCAACCCCUCCCCCAACAGAAUGGGCAAACUGGCUUAUGCGGCUUUUAUUACGACAAAGGUGACGGUGGUGAUCAAGGGGAUUCUGUGGCAGGAGCUCAGACUAAGAGAUGGUUCACGUCAAAGGCACUCAGUGGCUCCCUUCUGAAGCGUCUCAACAGCAUUCAGCUUGUGACCUCUUCCAACGAUGGUGGAUCUACCGUCGCCGGAGCAAACCGGUCAUGGUUCAAGACGAAUGGCAACGAAUAUGACGGUGAUUGUAUCCAGGUUCACGCUGCCGCUGACCAUAUGAACUCAAGAAAUCAGUAUUAUAAGGGUACACUGGUAUUCGGUGUCGGAUGCGAGGAUAGUGAGAAACCUGUUGAAGACUCAAAGCUUCGUACAUUGCUGGGAUUGGAUUCGAAUGAUUCGGAGGCGGCUUCAAGCGUCGUUAAUUGGAAGCUCACUACGCCAGAAGAAUUAAGGAGGAAGAUCCAGCAGGAAGAGGCGAAGGCUGUCAUGGGUAAUUUGAACUGGGAAAGCUGGGAUAGCAUUGAGAAGUACAAAUCACUCGCAGCGGAGGCUAAAGAUAAAAAGAAGCAUGUUCUGCUUGUCUUUGAUGCGGAAGACCUACCAGAUUCGACGGCUAUAGACCGCCGCCUGUCCUGGGGCCAAACGGUCGAGAAUAUCUGGAAUCAUGUGCUGAAAGAGCGUUGCAACUCGAUAUGGCAGGAAUCAAGAGUAAUUGGAGCCAACAAAGAGGAGACCUUCGGGAACAACUAUUUCCACCUUCUCGUCCAGCUCGGUUUGGAGGGCGCGAUCUACAAGGGCUUCCAAGAGGACGCAACCAAGGUCCAUCUCAUCUACGAGCCAACCAGCGCCAAAGGCGGUUUUCUUCGCUCUUACUCGGAUAAAGAUAUGGAAAAGCUCAGAGUCAGUAGGGAAGGCCUCCAAGUCAACGUGCCUAAUAGAGAAAAUCUCGAAAUCCAGGGGGACCUGAAGAUUCUCGGAAACCAGGAGGAAGAGGUGGACCAGGGGCAAGAGGUGAAAGAGCUGAUGAAGAAUUCGGGUAUAGAACAGGUAAUAGAAACGCUGAGGGAUGAUCUGAAAAGAGAGCUGAAGAAAGUUCCAAACGCGAAGGAAAAGCUGAGGGAAAAGCUAUGGGAGAAGCUGAGGAAACAGCUGAGGAAAGAUGUGGGGGAUGUCUGGAUGGAAAGCCUGAAGUCCUCUCUGGAAGAAGAAUCCACCGAAUCCAUUGAGAAUCUCGGCAUAACGCAGAUCAGAGACGCAAUAAUGACUGGGAUCAGGUGGUCUCGUCGCUGUGCCCCGAUGAUGUUCCCAAAAAGAAAGGCCAAGCAAUCCCAGCCCGCCGACAACCGCUUGAAGCUUGAAACUGACUCAGAACCGGUGUUGGUGUCGGUGGAGCUUGAUUUGAGAGAUUCUCAGACGACUUCCAGAGAACCAUUGGUCCUUAGAAGUCUGCCAUGCACCCCCAAAAAGGCCGCCGUGGAUACGUUGAAACAGGGAUUUGAGUGUGUACUGCCAUAUAUGCCCAGUGCCCGAUUCGGCAACUUGGUGACGGCUGAUCGGGGGGAAGUCGAUGGCUUUCGAAGAAUUGCCAACAAGGUCCAUGAAUGGUACACAACCAACACAAACGCCAUACCUUUAACCCUUGCUGUAUUCGGACAGCCAGGGUCUGGAAAAUCCUUUGGAGUGAAGGAGGUCAUCAAGUCCAUACUGGCUGCCGAUGGAAAGGGUAUUACAGAUUUAGAAUUCAAUCUUUCGCAGUUUCGCCAAGAGGAUGACCUCAGACACGCAUUCGAAGUCAUCCGGGAUAAGACGCUCUCCGAACAGAUUCCCGUUGUAUUCUUCGAUGAAUUUGACUCGACCUUUGAAGGAAAAGAGCUGGGGUGGUUGUCGCAUUUCAUCAAACCCAUCACAGAGGGUAAAUACGAGGACGGUGGGAUCGAACGACCACUGGGACGUGGCAUCUACAUCUUCAUCGGAGGCACUAAGACAAGAUAUGACGACUUCUUCCGGGCCUUAGAAAAUGGCGGCGGCGCCGGAGGAAGUCCCGGGGGAAUCAUCAGUUUCGAGCAAUCGGAAAUUGCACUCGGGAAAUUCCUUGAAACUAUCCCUCGAACUCGCAAUGGAUUUACACCAACGCUGAAAACCAUAACCGUAAACAUCUCCGGGAUAUCUCAAUAUGACCAGUUGAAAAGAAAGUUCUACGAAAUCCGGGACGCGACGCUAGAGAAAAAUAUCCCACUGGUCUUCUUCAGAGACUUCGACUGUGAUUUUGGCAGCGAGAAGUUGGGAUGGCUGAAAUACUUCCUUGCUCCGAUGCAAGACGGCGAAUUCUUCGACCACGGCAGCCGACAUCUCCUCGGGCGUGCCAUAUUCGUCUUUGAACAGGGGUCAACCCACUUCAACGGAUUCCCUGUAGCAAAACUGCACUCACACUUAUUUCCAGGUGCGAAACUACCGGACUUCGUGAGCAGACUCCGAGGGCAGAUCCAAAUUCCCGCACAGAUCCAAACUCCCGCACAGGCCCAAAUUCCCGCAGAUGCGGAAAUUCAACGUUUUAGGCCUCUCAAGAACAUUCUCACCUGGUAUCUUCAGCGCGACAAGUCAAACAAGCCACUUUCGAUUGGUUUGUUCCGGGAAUGUCGAGGGGACACCAAGGAGACUUUCAAAAGUGCCCUGAAAGGACAUGUAGACAUUCUCGGACCAAGCAUCUUGUUGAACGAGGAUGAAAGUGAAAAGGAAGCCGACAGAGACUAUUUCCCCAUCCGACGAGCGAUUCUGCUUCGAAGCAUGCUUGAGAGGAUUUUCGGGUUCACUAAAGGAAAGUCAAUUGACAUACAUCCUGGUGUCCUCAAUGCACUGUUGUUCACUCCCAGAGUCCUACAUGGUGCUCGUUCCCUUGAGUCGAUUCUGUCCAUGAGCGAGUUAACAUCAGGAGGACGCAUUGAUACGGGAAAUCUUUGUCAAAAGGCACAGUGCAGAUUGCACGUGGAUGUUGAUGAAUUCGAGAAAUACUUGAAUGGGACAGAAAGCAGAGGUGAUCAGGAUGAGGCUACACCGGAAAACAAGCAGCGCUAUGCCUGGAUUGAACGGAAGUCGGGUAGAGCUUACAAUCCUGGGACUGUGGUCCCUGCUGCGCCUCCGGCUGGCUUAGGCGCCGCCUGA
This is a messenger RNA of Aspergillus costaricaensis CBS 115574, 3189 nucleotides long. RefSeq lists its product as uncharacterized. Bases 1 to 3189 code for a protein of 1062 amino acids. NCBI's taxonomy places the organism in Eukaryota, Fungi, Ascomycota, Eurotiomycetes, Eurotiales, Aspergillaceae. Gene Ontology annotation, molecular function: ATP binding; ATP hydrolysis activity. The record is from RefSeq and is a predicted model, not a curated record. The transcript is spliced from 5 exons.